Suillus paluster is the source of this 642-nucleotide messenger RNA. RefSeq lists its product as uncharacterized. The transcript is spliced from 6 exons. NCBI's taxonomy places the organism in Eukaryota, Fungi, Basidiomycota, Agaricomycetes, Boletales, Suillaceae. Bases 100 to 411 code for a protein of 103 amino acids. The record is from RefSeq and is a predicted model, not a curated record. Gene Ontology annotation, cellular component: mitochondrial inner membrane peptidase complex.
GUUCGCUGUUUGAACUCUUGAGAGAAGUUGAAGAACGUCCCCACUCUAUCUGACGAGUUCUUCAUAUUCUCUCUCACAGAUCCAGUUCUUUCGGAGUUCAUGGCAUUACAUGAACAAUCUGACCAGGUGAUGGAGAGAAAGAAGUGUCACCUGUUGGAAAUAGUGCAAUAUACAUGUGAACCAGAAGAACUUCCUAGUGGAGAAGUUCGUCCUCGAUGCUUCCCUCUCCCUCGCAUCUUUAGGAUAUGCCCUGACCGUCCGGCCGUGGAAAUCACGAAGCUUCUCAAGAUUGACCUCAAGACAGGUGAGAUUGAAAUGCCCCACGAGUCUAGCGACCUUCUUCCAAAGGGCAAACACUGGCGAGACAUACGCCGAUACAACUUUGAGACCGAAGUUGGAUCAAGUCAUUAGCCGAUUCCAAGCUUCCAAGACCACACAAGACCUACUCCACAGAGUUUGAUACAAGGUUUUACCCAAGACUCACUCAACAACUUGCGAUUUACUUUUGGCAACUGUCCCUGAUGUCAUAUGAGUUUAGCUGUUGCUAUAAUUGAAUUGACUGCCAGCAGCCCCAUUAUUAUUUUUGCUUCUAUGGAUACUUCAGGUCAUUUCCCAUGUUUCAGCUUCUGCAUCUAGCGCAUA